AGAGCCCUUAACGCAACAAAAUAUCAGAGUCGCUGCCAAAAUGCUCGUGUUAUUUGAGACCGCUGCUGGAUAUGCGAUAUUCAAGGUCCUUGAUGAAUCCAAGCUGCAACAGGUGGACAACCUGUAUAAGGAGUUUGAAACGCCUGAAAAGGCAAACACAAUUGUGAAGCUGAAGCACUUUGAGAAGUUUCUGGACACAACAGAGGCCUUAGCAGCUGCCACUGCUCUUGUUGAGGGAAAAAUUGGCAAAAGUUUGAAGAAAGUGCUGAAGAAGGUAGUUGCCAAGGAACCUCAUGAGCAGCUGGCAAUUAGUGAUGCAAAACUCGGUGGAGUUGUAAAAGACAAGCUGGAUGUGAGCUGUGUCCACAGCCCUGCUGUGGCUGAACUAAUGAGAUGCAUCAGGAGCCAAAUGGAAAGUCUCAUCACUGGACUUCCUCCCAGGGAGAUGAGUGCCAUGUCCCUGGGGUUGGCUCACAGUUUAUCUCGCUACAAGCUGAAGUUCAGUCCAGACAAAGUGGACACUAUGAUUGUGCAGGCUAUUUCUCUUCUAGAUGACCUGGAUAAGGAGCUAAACAACUACAUAAUGCGCUGCAGAGAGUGGUAUGGUUGGCACUUCCCUGAGCUCGGAAAAGUCAUCACCGACAACUUGGCUUACUGUAAAACUGUCUGCAAAAUUGGUGAUCGCACAAACGUCGCCGCCUCUGAUCUGUCUGACAUCCUUCCUGAGGAGACGGAGGCUGAGGUUAAACUGGCUGCUGAGAUCUCCAUGGGAACAGAAGUGUCAGAACAGGACAUCAACAACAUUAAGCACCUGUGUGAUCAGGUGAUUGAGAUCUCAGAAUACCGUGCUCAACUCUAUGACUACCUGAAGAACCGAAUGAUGGCAAUUGCCCCUAACCUGACAGUAAUGGUGGGCGAGCUGGUCGGUGCCCGUCUCAUCGCACAUGCUGGUUCUCUCCUGAACCUGGCGAAGCAUCCGGCCUCCACAGUGCAGAUCCUCGGGGCAGAGAAGGCACUGUUCAGAGCCCUAAAGACCCACAAAGACACACCCAAGUAUGGUCUCAUCUACCACGCCUCUCUAGUGGGCCAGACCACUGCCAAGAACAAAGGCAAAAUCUCCAGAAUGCUGGCAGCUAAAGCAGCCCUGGCUAUUCGCUAUGAUGCUCUGGGAGAGGACACAAAUGCAGAAAUGGGAGCAGAGAACCGUGCCAAGUUGGAGGCCAGGCUGCACCAGCUGGAGGAGAAGGGUAUCCGCAGAAUCAGUGGAACAGGCAAAGCAAUGGCAAAGGCAGACAAAUACAAGCACAAGAGUGAAGUGAGAAUUUAUGAUCCAUCCGGCGAUUCUACAAUUCCCUUCACCUCAAAGAAGAGGAAGUUCGAAGAGGUCGAAAAGGAGGAGGAGGAGACUGAAGAACCUGUGACGCCUGUGGUCACAUCCAAAAGACCCAAAAAGGAACAAGCCGUAGAAGAAGCAGAAACAGCAGCAGCAGAGGAGGCUCCUAAGAAAAAGAAGAAGAAAAAGAAAGACAAGAAAGUGGAGGCUGAACCUGAGGAACCAAAGGAGGAUGAAGAGGAGGUAGCUGUAACAGACCCAGAAAAGAAGAAAAAGAAGAAGAAAAAGAAGAUAGAGGAAGAAGAUGACUAAAAGGAGUGGACACAGUAUAUAUUUUAUUUUUGACAGUUUUUAUGUUUUUUAUUUGUGAACACAUCAAUUUCAGACAUUCAAAGGAAUGAGUUCAUAAGUUUCCCUUUUUUUUUUUGACAAAUAUGUGAACAACUGCACUGGUGAAAUACUUUUUUUUCUGUAAUUGUGUGAUUUGGUUGUAUACAUUGCAGCAGAAUGAAUAUAAAAAUGGUAAUUUUCAAUUCGAAAAUGCCAUUUGGAUGACAAUUUAAGUUAAAAUUCUUGUUAACACAUUGCUUUUUGCUGCAUUUGAAGAAAAAUUUGUUAAGUAAUAAAAGUUUUAUGUGGUUCCCCAGUACACAUUAA
Monopterus albus (swamp eel) is the source of this 1990-nucleotide messenger RNA. It is a transcript of the gene nop58, whose product is annotated as NOP58 ribonucleoprotein homolog (yeast). Gene Ontology annotation, cellular component: box C/D methylation guide snoRNP complex; small-subunit processome. NCBI's taxonomy places the organism in Eukaryota, Metazoa, Chordata, Actinopteri, Synbranchiformes, Synbranchidae. The transcript has 14 exons. Gene Ontology annotation, molecular function: snoRNA binding. The record is from RefSeq and is a predicted model, not a curated record. The coding region runs from base 41 to 1645 and encodes 534 amino acids.